Molecule: messenger RNA, 1458 nt
Organism: Benincasa hispida (wax gourd)
Lineage: Eukaryota; Viridiplantae; Streptophyta; Magnoliopsida; Cucurbitales; Cucurbitaceae
Product: DNAse I-like superfamily protein
Molecular function (GO): 3'-5'-RNA exonuclease activity
Source: RefSeq, a predicted model, not a curated record
UUCAAUUUUAGUCAGAUUGACGUUUGACCGUCACGGGUGGUUCUUUCUCACCGUUUCCAUGAAAACACAAAAACCACUACCUGUUGGUGUUUCAGCUCCCGCCGCCGCCAUCUAACCCAUCCAAUUUGUACACAUAUAUAUAUUUUCUUUUGAUCUUCUUCAGGUGAUCGAUUAUGCUUGCACCCUUCUUCUCUCUCCCUCAGAUUCCCAUUCGCUCUCUAACCAGAAAUAUCAUGCAUAACAUGAGUGCUGUAGCAGUACAAUCUCCAAAACAUCCAAAGUUCAUCUCUGUGGAAGGGGCUGACAUUUACUCAAGAAGUAAAUCUGAUGGUAUCAGAUUUCGCUUUGUUUCUUACAAUAUUUUGGCGCAGGUCUAUGUGAAGAGUUGUUAUUUUCCACAUUCUCCAUCCAUAUGCCUUAAGUGGAAAGCUCGAUCGCAGGCAAUUUUAGCUGUUCUUAAGAAUCUCGAAGCUGAUUUUUUCUGUCUACAGGAAGUUGAUGAAUAUGAUAGCUUUUACAAAGGAAAUUUGGAAAGGUGUGGAUAUUCCAGCUUAUAUAUCCAGAGAAGUGGCCAGAAACGUGAUGGAUGUGGAAUUUUUUUCAAGCACGAAAAAGCUGAGUUGAUCAUAGAGGACAGAAUUGAAUACAAUGAUCUUGUAGACUCUAUACAAGAUGAUGGUCGUGUAACCAGUGCUAGUAAUGAUGUUGAAUCAAACAAGGGUUUAUCGCCAAAAACCACCACAGCCGAUCACGGGGAUCCUAACGAUCCCCGAGUAAGAUUAAAACGUGAUUGCGUCGGGAUUAUGGCUGCUUUCAAACUCAGAAAGCCUUUUCAUCAUGUUGUAAUUGUAGCAAACACUCAUCUUUACUGGGAUCCAAAAUGGGCUGAUGUCAAGCUCGCCCAGGCGAAGUAUCUUUUAUCGCGCCUAGCUCGAUUCAAAACUUUAGUAGCUGAAAAAUUUGAAUGCACACCCUCAAUACUUUUGGCUGGCGACUUCAAUUCAACCCCAGGAGAUAAGGUAUACCAAUACCUUGUUUCAGGCAACUCCUGUUCUGGAUUUUCUCCUGAAAGCUUGGAAGAUCUUCCUUUACCUCUUUGUAGUGUCUAUGCUUCUAUAUUAGGGAGUGAACCUUCCUUUACAAACUUCACUCCCGGCUUCACUGGUACUCUUGAUUAUAUAUUUCUCUCACCUUCGGAUUCUAUAAGACCCGUCAGCUUUCUAGAACUCCCAGAUUCAGAAUGCCCAGAGGUUAUUGGUGGGUUACCCAAUUUUAACUACCCAAGUGAUCAUCUUCCUAUUGGUGCUGAAUUUGAAAUCACAAUGGAAUAAGCUACUCAUUUUUCUUUUCUUUUUCAUGUUGAUUGUUUAGACAUUUCUUCUGUGUUCCAUCAAAGUUCAGAAUGAUUGUAAUUUGUAAACCUAGAUCUUGAAACCAAAAUCUUUUUUUUUUUUUUUU